AUUCAGUUUGGCUUCUGGUCACAGCUCGGACACACUCUGUCCGUCAGAGGCCUCGGCUGCUGGAUGUUUGCUGGACGUCAGCUGACGACAUGGAGCGGCUGCUGUCCUCGCUGAGCGACCUGGAUCCUGACGCUCUGGAGCUGGAGUACGCAGCAGGUUCGUUGUUGAACCGGCGGAGCAGCUUCCUCGUCUUCUGACUCAAACGGUGAAAGUGGCGCGGUGGAAAAACGGACCUGAGAAUCUGCCUGAAACCAAACACACACAGAACUGAAGUGACUGCACCACAGCAACACACGAGGAUUCAUUAAUGCUCCAACAAUAAGCCUCUGUGCCUCUGACACGUCUAGUAACCUGGUCCCUGCUCAGUUCAGGUGCUGUGAUAUAUUACUCUCUACAUCCACUCAUCUGAAGGGCGAUUGUUCGAUUCCCGGCGUCUCUGGGUUCAAAGUUUCUCCCUCUGACAACAACAUACAAACUUUUCCAUGGAACAGGAAACACUUUAACUUCUUCCUCUAUUUGAACUUUCUGUUGUUUGGUUUCUUCUUGACUUCACUCUGUUUUAUCUCCGCUCUCUUUGGGUGGAUGUGUUCGGGUCGUCCUAUUGUUGUGAACAGUUGUCACUUGGACUGAAAGAUGAACGGAUUUCAACGGUCAAAGGUCAAUAUGUGUGCGUGUGUGUGUGUGUGUGUAUCUGUGUGUGUCUGGGCGACAGGCGGUGCGUUCACAAUCCAUGCUGAUGAAGAGGGAUCUGGGUUUGACCACUGAGGCCGGAGCGCGGAAGGAAAACAUCAAGAAGAACAGAUACAAAGACAUCCUGCCAUAUGACCAGACUCGAGUGGUGUUGUCUCUGCUGACCUCAGAUCUCGACACAGAUUACAUCAACGCAAGUCUUAUCGAGGGGGCGACAGCAGACAAGAGGUACAUCGCCUCUCAGGCUCCUCUCAGCUCCACAGUGACUGACCUCUGGAGGAUGAUCUGGCAACAUGACGUCAAGGUGAUAGUCAUGGCCUGCAGGGAGGUGGAGAUGGGGAAGAAGAAGUGUGAGUGUUACUGGGCUCAGCUUCAUCAGGCCACUACAUUCGGACCAUUUACCGUCAGCAGCCAGGGGGAGACACAUCCUAAUGAAGAUGUGGUGGUUCGAGCUAUGACUGUUACAUACCAGCAGCUCAGCCGCUCACUGACCCAGUAUCAGUUCCUGUCGUGGCCGGAUCACGACAUUCCCUACGAGGCUGCAGGAGUCCUGGACCUGCUGGAGAGGGUGAGGGCGAGUCAGAGAACACACACGUCUCCUGUGCUGAUACACUGCAGUGCGGGUUGUGGCAGGACAGGAGUCAUCUGUGCUCUUGAUUACAUCUAUGACCUGCUGGUUACCAAGCCAAUCACAACUGACUUCAGCAUCAUGAAGAUCGUCCUGGAGCUCCGGAGGCAGAGACCCUCGGCUGUCCAGACUAAAGAUCAGUAUCGGUUCAUCUUCUCGUCCGUCGCCUGUUUGAUCCGACGACUCCUGGAGUCGAGCGGCCGGCCGCUCUACAGCAACCGGUCCGAGCUGAAGACACAAGACAAGCACACAACGGUGACUCCUGCUUCCUGCAACAAGAGAUCAUUGAGGCUGAGCAUGAAUGAUACAUACGCUGUGGUCAAUAAACCCAAACACCCCCACCCACCUGCAUCAAACCCCCCCCACUCUGGUGUAGACCAUGCCCGAUCCAGCAGGUCGCUGCCCCCGACACACCACUAUGACAACGACCCUGCAGGGGCGUCGGCUGCUCCCGUCUACAGCCGCGUCCGCCCCCGAAACAAACCACUCAGCCUCCAGCUCUCCGCCACGCCCAUCUAUGACAUGGCAUCUCCAACCAAUAACAGGCCGGGGGAGGGACUUCUGUCGCUGCGUAGCAGUGGAGAGCAUCACGUGGCUGCAGCUGAACAACUUCCACCAACAGAUGACGAUUAUGAAGACUUCUCCUCUUCAGUCACAAACACGCCCGGCCUCUGUCCACCAGGGGGCAUCGGGUUUAACUGUCGUAUUCAGAAGCCCAAGGGACCCAGAGAUCCUCCAGCUGAGUGGAGCCGACUGGAGAGAUGAACAGCUUCGAACUGGACUGGGUCGAACUGGACUGGGUCGAACUGGACUCAGUCGAUCUGGACUCAGUCGAUCUGGACUCAAUCAGUGUGCUAACGUUACCAUAGAGAGAAGAUGUUCAGCUGACCUGAACUGAGACUCGUCAUGAUUCGAUGUGUUGUGUUGUUAUUGUUGUGUGUGAUACCUUCCUCUUUAUAUUUCAUCACGUCUCUGCGGUUUAUCAGAUUUUGAUUUUCCAGUGUGGUUCCAUGUACAAACUAAUAGUUUUACUGUUUCAUCUGCAAGGAGAAGUAAAAGUGAAGGUUUGUUGAAUGAGGCCAUUGUCUCAGGUCGACCCACUCUACCAGUGCUGACCACCAGGGAGCAGCAGAGCAACACAAAACAUCAGCAAUGAAACGUCCUGCAGGAGGAUAAAGUUACAGCUUCAUUAUCAGAGGACACACACUGAUGUGACCCUCCUCGUGGUGGAUCAGUGGUAGAUUUAUCUCUGUCACACAGGUUCGAUUCCCACCCACUGCAAUAAAAUAAACCUGUUUAUCCUA
Platichthys flesus (European flounder) is the source of this 2622-nucleotide messenger RNA. RefSeq names its product protein tyrosine phosphatase non-receptor type 18 (gene ptpn18). The transcript is spliced from 16 exons. Gene Ontology annotation, cellular component: nucleus; cytoplasm. Gene Ontology annotation, molecular function: non-membrane spanning protein tyrosine phosphatase activity. NCBI's taxonomy places the organism in Eukaryota, Metazoa, Chordata, Actinopteri, Pleuronectiformes, Pleuronectidae. The record is from RefSeq and is a predicted model, not a curated record. Bases 731 to 2083 code for a protein of 450 amino acids. Gene Ontology annotation, biological process: peptidyl-tyrosine dephosphorylation.